Messenger RNA from Chaetura pelagica (chimney swift), 2828 nucleotides. RefSeq names its product basic, immunoglobulin-like variable motif containing (gene BIVM). The record is from RefSeq and is a predicted model, not a curated record. Gene Ontology annotation, biological process: nucleotide-excision repair. Gene Ontology annotation, molecular function: DNA endonuclease activity; single-stranded DNA binding. Gene Ontology annotation, cellular component: nucleus. Lineage: Eukaryota; Metazoa; Chordata; Aves; Apodiformes; Apodidae.
CAGGUACCUCAUCCAUAGCUUGCAGAGGCAAUGGAGGCAAUGAUGCAAACUCUGUUGUAAUUAGAACAGAAAAACAUUCUUAGUUGCACCCAACUCUUUCAGUAUCAUUCAAUGCCUAACGGUGCAGAAGAUGAAAAGGAGAAUGGUUCUGGAAAUAAUAGAAACACUGAAAACAAACCUGGGAAAGAAUCCUCAGAAGCUUCUCUUCUUGAUCCCGUGAAGCCGUGCUGCAUGUCAGAUGCCUCCACUGUGUCCUUAGUGUCUAGGGGAGAUGGGCAUUACCCAUGGGGAUGUCCUGUGACUCAUACACGAGAGAAAUUUUACACCAUCUGCUCAGACUAUGCUUUUUUAAACAGAGUAACAUCUAUUUGUAAAAGCCCAAGUGCUUCAGUUAGUGCCUGUCUGUCAGGCAAUGCUGCCUUAAAUGUGGGAAAUAACACACCCAGCUUACUAGGCAUUCAAACUGGUGCUUCAGAGAUAAUCUACAGUGAAGAUGCUAACUUGGAAGGCUUGCCUGGCAAUCUUGGAAAACUCCCACUGGCAUGGGAAAUCGACAAAUCAGAGUUUAAUGCCGUGACCACAAAUCUGAAGAACAAAGCAGGCAACAUGAAGAAACAAACAACAAAGAAAAAAUCCCUAGACAAAAAAAGCAAACAAUACAGGGAGUGUCCUCAGCGUUCUGCUCUUGAAGACGUGAAGGAAAGGAAAGUGUUGGACCUCCGAAGAUGGUAUUGUGUUAGCCGACCUCAAUACAAGACUUCCUGUGGAAUUUCAUCCUUAGUGUCUUGCUGGAAUUUCUUGUAUAGUACACUGGGAGCUGGAAGUUUACCUCCUAUUACUCAAGAAGAAGCUUUGCAUAUACUGGGCUUUCAGCCCCCAUUUGAGGAGAUUAGAUUUGGUCCCUUCACAGGAAAUACAACUUUAAUGAGAUGGUUUAGACAAAUAAAUGAUCACUUCCAUAUCAAGGGAUGUUCAUAUGUUCUGUAUAAACCUCAUGGGAAGAACAAGACAGCUGGAGAAACUGCUGCAGGGGCGCUAGCAAAACUAACACGUGGACUGAAAGAUGAAUCAAUGGCCUACAUCUACCAUUGCCAAAACCAUUAUUUUUGCCCAAUUGGAUUUGAAGCAACCCCAGUAAAAGCCAGUAAAGCCUAUAGAGGUCGUGUCUUGCAGCAAGAAGUGGAAUAUUGGAUCUUAAUUGGAGAACCAAGCAGAAAACAUCCAACAAUACACUGUAAAAGGUGGGCAGAUAUUGUCACCGACCUAAACACCCAAAAUCCAGAAUAUCUAGAUAUUCGACAUCUGGAGAGAGGAUUGCAGCAUCGAAAAACAAAGAAGGUUGGAGGAAAUCUUCAUUGCAUCAUUGCCUUUCAGAGACUUACCUGGCAAAGGUUUGGUCCUUGGAAUUUUCCAUUUGGAAAUGUUAGGCAGGAUAAACAAUCCCAAACUCAAGGACAAGGAAUUUCCAAGUCUGAGAGCGAAGACAAUAUCUCUAAGAAACAACAUGGACGACUGGGUCGAUCUUUCAGUGCUGGCUUUCAUCAAGAGUGGAAGAAAUCUAACCUUCGUGAGAGGAGAAACAGUGGGUAUCAGAGUUAUCAUGAUUAUGAUGGAAAUGAUUAAAAUUAACUUUAAGUAAUAGAGCUGAUAUAUCAAAGUUAGUUUUAAUCAAGACAUAUUAGGAAUCUGUUAGUCCUAGAAUAACUACGAAUAGAAAUUAUGGUAUAAGAUACAGCUUCACAAUUAUUGAAAACAUCUGAUUAUAUGGUUGCAAUGGAUGAGAUGCAAUGUAUAAACUGACAAAAAAGCACAGAUUAUUGUACUUCUGCAAUCAAAUCUGCUAUUACAGGAAAAUCAAUCACUUAUUUUGAAAUAAUUGUACUUAUGUUCUGAUUUGUGAAAACAAAAGAUCAGAUUGAACUAAGUCAAUGUAAUAAACAAGACUUCACUGAAAAUACUUAGUAUUCAAAAGCAUGAAAAUUUAUGAUAUAACUUUAUAAAAAGAGUUAUUCUGGAAAUGGUGUAAGGGUAAAAGUAAACAUUGCCUUCCUUUUAACACUCCAUUUUACUAAGGCUGCCCAUGUCCAGUGAAAAGGGAAGAAAACACAUAGGUCAGAAAACCUUGUCAGAUUUACAAAGUGAAUGUACAUUCUCCAUUUAGAUCCCAGUAGACUUCUGGCAGUUAUAUAGUUUGUCAAGCAGGUCUCAGUUUCCUUUUGCUUAGCUGGAUGCCUGUUUUAGACUGAGAGGAAUUGCCUGUCAGAGGGCAAGUUCAGUGGUGGAGUUUCCGUAUUGUGGGCACAGUGGCUGAUUUCUUACUCUGGAGCCUCUUGAGAGCUCAGACUCACUGAAUGCAAGCUUGUGAAAUUUAACAUAAAAAAGCUUCAUUUACCAUGAGCCAAAUGAGCCAGCUGAACACUGCGUUCUGUUGGCAGGUCUUUUCCUCCUUCAGUCUUUAAACCUCUGUCAUUUUUCUGCUGCUCUUUUCAUUUUGUAUGAAGGGGGUGCAAGUGCUCAAAGCUGCUGGCAGCCCUGAUGAUAUACCUCUUGGCCAGCAAGCAGUUAAGCUUUUUCAGGUGUCCAUGUGCAGUCUCUUCUUCCCUUUUUUUUCCUUUUCCUUCUUAAUCUGAAAUGUGUCCAGUUGUUUACCCAAACACAUAUCAACCAUUGUAACUUUCUGCGUACAGAUGUUCACACCUGCUCAAGGAUUAAUUUUUUUGACAUAAAGAUUUGUCAUGGAAUGCAGGGGUUUUGUAGGUCGCUGCUUUUGUUAUCUAAAAAUGGGGGACUUUUAGACUUUUGUUCAUUCAAUAAAACUUGUUUUCUAU